This is a messenger RNA of Suillus subalutaceus, 447 nucleotides long. RefSeq lists its product as uncharacterized. The record is from RefSeq and is a predicted model, not a curated record. The transcript has a single exon. The coding region runs from base 1 to 447 and encodes 148 amino acids. NCBI's taxonomy places the organism in Eukaryota, Fungi, Basidiomycota, Agaricomycetes, Boletales, Suillaceae.
AUGAGCUUUAUCUAUUCAGCUGAUGACUUCGACAUUAAUGGUAAUUUUGUCUCCACUGGACGCUUUCAGGAUCUCCCGAACGAAGGCAAUGGUCUUACUGGACAUGUUCCCUCGUUCAACGAGAUUGAUUGGAACGACCCAGCACUCUACACCAUGCCCCUGACAAGUGAUGAGAUAGCAGCUAUCAUGUCUAAUACCAAUAAUUCACUCCCUAAUCUCCCGCCUGGUCUCCCACCCCCCACGUCUGAUCCCCUAUCGCGUCAGCUUUCUGAAUCACGCUCCCCGCUCCCUGAUUUCCCGCCCCCCACGUCUGAUCCCCCAUUGUGUCAGCCUUCUGAAGCACGCUCCCCGAGUCCUGAGAGGUCAAAGCCACUGCGCGAGGCCAAUUCGUCCAGCUGGGCAGCACGGAACUGUCAUAUACCAUAUAUCCGGUUACAGAUCCGAUGA